CAUGGAAAUCUUCACACAUGACAAUUAAACAAUCUUCAAGUUCUAACAUCCAAAUCUGCACCAUAACAAUGAAGCACCGGCCACAUAAUCAAAUCAAUGAUUUGUCUGAUUUUCUUUCCGAGCAUGUGAAUUAUUUUUUCUGCAAAAUGUGAAACCAAACACUCAAACAAAGUUUCCAACUCAUAACUCACAAAGAAGCCACCUUUCACAUGCCACUUUCUUCAAACCAUAUCCCACCCACUUUCCUCACUUAGCCUCCGCCACCGGCAGCCAUGUUCGCCGGAAUAAUUCUCUGCCACGGUUCGCCGCAGCCUGUUUUUCUUCUUCUUUUUCUUCUUAAUGCUCUGUUUUUCCUCUGUUUUGUUACCUCCUCUCAUGAAACUGAGCUUCAAAUUCUUUUGAGUUUCAAGUCUUCUAUUCAAAGUUCAAAACCAAAUGUUUUCAGUUCAUGGAACCAAGCGAAUUCUCACUGCAACUUCACCGGGAUUGUGUGCUCAGAUGGUUCUGUCUCAGAAAUCAACCUUGCAAGUAAAGCAUUAGUUGGAACUCUUCCGUUUGACUCAAUCUGUGAGCUUCAAAUGCUGAAGAAAAUCUCUGUAGAGUCCAAUUUAUUGCAUGGGAUCAUCAGUGAUGACUUGAAAAAGUGCAAGAAUUUGAAAUACUUGGAUUUGGGUGGGAAUUCAUUCACUGGUUCGGUUCCUGAUUUGUCAACUCUGAACAAGUUAGAGUACUUGAAUUUGAAUGCAAGUGGAAUCUCUGGUGCAUUUCCAUGGAAAUCAUUGGAGAAUUUGACAGAACUCACAUUCUUGAGCGUUGGUGAUAACCUUUUGGAGAAAAGCAAGUUCCCUUUGGAGGUUUUAAAGCUUUCAAAUUUGUAUUGGCUUUACCUCACAAAUUGCAGCAUCACUGGGAAUAUUCCAAUUGGUAUUGGGAAUCUCACAAAGCUUGAGAAUCUUGAGCUUUCAGAUAACCACUUAACUGGUGAGAUUCCAAAAGAUAUUGUGCAUCUUCAAAGCCUAAGGCAACUUGAGCUUUAUGAUAACUUCUUGAGUGGAAAAAUCCCUGUUGGAUUUGGUAACCUCACAAAUCUUGAAUAUUUUGAUGCUUCUAAUAACCAGCUUGAAGGUGAUCUUUCUCAGAUAACUUCAUCAUUGAAAAGCCUUUCAUCAUUGCAGCUUUUUCAGAACAAGUUAUCAGGUACAAUUCCAGAAGAGCUUGGAGAAUUGAAAAGCCUCAAGGAACUUUCUCUCUAUGGUAACAUGCUCACUGGUCCUCUUCCUCAGAAGCUUGGUUCCUAUGGAGGCAUGGAUUACAUUGAUGUUUCGGAUAAUUCGUUUUCCGGUUCCAUACCGCCUGAUAUGUGCAAGAACAACCAUAUGACAGACUUCUUACUUUUGAACAACAGCUUCACUGGAACCAUACCUGAAACAUAUGCUAAUUGUUCUUCCAUGAUUCGCUUUCGUGCGAGUCGCAAUUCGCUUUCUGGUGUUGUUCCUUCAGGUCUAUGGGGCUUGCCAAAUCUCCAAAUUAUUGAUCUUUCAAUGAAUCAUUUAGAAGGGUCAAUAACUAGUGAUAUUGGCAAAGCAAAAUCACUUGCUCAGAUUUUCUUGUCUUACAAUCAAUUCUCAGGUGAGUUACCAUUGGAAAUCUCAGAAGCUUCUUCAUUGGUAUCAAUUGAGUUAAAUUCAAAUCAAAUUUCAGGACAAAUACCAGAUACUAUUGGCAACUUGCAUAAGCUAACUACUCUUAAAUUGGACAUGAACAAUGUUUCUGGUGUUAUACCAUAUUCUAUCAGUUCUUGCGUCUCUCUUAAUGAAAUAAACUUUGCUGGUAACUCUCUUUCCGGAGAAAUACCAGUUGGUAUUGGAUCUUUGCUCACACUCAACUCAUUGAACUUGUCCUCGAAUAAACUUUCCGGCGAAAUUCCAUCAAGUUUAUCUGCACAAAGGCUUAGCCUUCUUGAUUUAUCAAACAACCAGUUGUCUGGUCCCAUACCAGAUUCACUUGCUAUCUCAGCUUACAAAGAUGGUUUCAUUGGGAAUCCUCACUUAUGCAGCCAGAUUUUGGAGAAUUUCAAGCCAUGCUCCUUUGAAUCCGGGGGCUCGAGGCGAAUCAGAACACUUGUGCUGUGUUUGAUUGCUGCCUUAAUGGUUAUUGCUGUUUCUCUGUGCUAUAUCCUCUUCUUGAAACUGAAGCAGGACAAGUUUGAGAAGCCGGUUCUGAAGACUAAUUCUUGGAAUAUCAAGCAGUAUCACUUGCUAAACUUCAACCAGAGCGAGAUCAUUAAUGGGAUUAAAGCAGAGAACUUGAUUGGCAAAGGAGGAUCAGGGAAUGUUUACAGGGUUGUGCUUAAAAGUGGUGAAGAAUUCGCAGUCAAACACAUAUGGACUUCAAAUCCGAGCGACCGGGGAAGUUAUAGGAGCACCUCAGCAAUGCUGAAAAGGUGUUCAAGGUCCUCAUCAGAGUAUGAUGCAGAAGUGGCCACUCUCAGCUCCAUAAGGCAUGUCAAUGUGGUGAAGCUCUAUUGCAGCAUCACAAGUGAAGAUAGUAGCUUGCUUGUUUACGAAUUCUUGCCGAAUGGAAGCUUGUGGGAUAGCUUGCAUACAAGUAAGAAGGCUCAGAUGGGGUGGGAGGUUAGGUAUGAGAUUGCACUGGGUGCUGCUAGAGGAUUGGAGUAUCUGCACCAUGGUUGUGUUAGACCAGUUAUACAUAGAGAUGUUAAGUCCAGUAACAUCUUGCUUGAUGAAGAAUGGAAGCCAAGGAUUGCUGAUUUCGGUCUUGCUAAGAUUGUUCAUGGAGGAGCAGGAAAUUUGACUCAUGUCAUUGCUGGAACACUUGGAUACAUGGCUCCUGAAUAUGCCUACACUUGUAAGGUGACAGAGAAGAGUGAUGUUUAUAGCUUCGGAGUAGUGCUAAUGGAACUAGUAACAGGGAAGAGGCCUAUAGAGGCAGAGUUUGGGGAGAGCAAGGACAUUGUGUAUUGGGUAUGCAGCAAUAUGAGGAGCAAAGAGGAAGCUCUUGAGUUGGUGGAUUCCACCAUAGCAAAGCAUUCCAGAGAAGAUGCCAUGAAGGUGUUGCGAAUGGCAGCAUUGUGCACAGCCAAGAUUCCAUCUUCAAGACCCUCCAUGAGAAUGGUUGUUCAAAUGCUGGAAGAGGCAGACCCUUGUGCUCUUACCAACAUAGUGAUCACACAUGAUUAAACAACAUAGUCAUUAUCGUAUUCUGUGUGGACGUAUCAUCCAUUAGCAACUGGAAUGGUAUGUUGAUUCCAAAAACGGUUACAUUUUUCCUCCUUAAUAAGCUGCACAAAAUGUGAGGCCAAGAAGGGGUGAUAAAUAUCAUUGUAUAAAUAGCAAAAUAUAAUUACAGUUGGAAAAUAUAUGCUAGUGAGGAACCAAAAAAGGAUUAGCUUGUAGCUUUGUAGAAUAUGUGUAAUGAAAUCCUCUUGUAGAUGAAUCUGUAUUUUCUGUUGGGUUCAGCUUGUAACUUUGUAUUUUUGUAACAUGUUUUCUAUGUAUAUGAACCCUGUUAAGCUUCUGCAUAGUUUGUUCUGAGAAUAGUUGCUUCUUAGAAUAGAAGGUUUUGCUCUUAGGACGCUUCAAACUAAAACAACCAAAUACUUCCCCGUCACAUGACACACCAAUUAUUAAUCCUAUGAAGUAUUAAUGAUCAAAUUUCAAUGUUUA
Messenger RNA from Arachis duranensis, 3686 nucleotides. RefSeq names its product receptor-like protein kinase 7. The transcript is spliced from 2 exons. The record is from RefSeq and is a predicted model, not a curated record. Bases 273 to 3200 code for a protein of 975 amino acids. Lineage: Eukaryota; Viridiplantae; Streptophyta; Magnoliopsida; Fabales; Fabaceae. Gene Ontology annotation, molecular function: protein kinase activity; protein binding; ATP binding. Gene Ontology annotation, cellular component: plasma membrane. Gene Ontology annotation, biological process: protein phosphorylation.